This is a messenger RNA of Argentina anserina (silverweed cinquefoil), 1839 nucleotides long. RefSeq names its product probable WRKY transcription factor 31. The coding region runs from base 187 to 1812 and encodes 541 amino acids. Lineage: Eukaryota; Viridiplantae; Streptophyta; Magnoliopsida; Rosales; Rosaceae. The record is from RefSeq and is a predicted model, not a curated record. The transcript is spliced from 6 exons. Gene Ontology annotation, biological process: regulation of DNA-templated transcription. Gene Ontology annotation, molecular function: sequence-specific DNA binding; DNA-binding transcription factor activity.
AGGACUGCUCUUCCCACACCUAAUAUAUAUUAUUUCUUCUCCGAUAUUCCUACCAGGAUCUAUCUCAUCUCGUCUCUUUCACUCCCUCUUUGCGAUUUUAUAGACCACAGUAUAAAUUUGAUUUGAUUCAAGAUAGUCACGUACGAAUACCAACCAUAUAUAUACAGACAGAUCUGGAGAUUGAUCAUGGAUGCAGCUUCUAGUGACCAUUCGAUUCAUAGCUCCAGAAUUGAGCAUGUGUUCUCCCCUGCAACCGUGGAAGGGAAGAAGCGGGUGGUUCAUGAUGAACUGGACUUCUUUGCUGAUCAUCACAAGGGUUGUCUGAAAGAAACAGAUCAAACCCUUGAAUCUAAUGAAGACAUGGCUCAAGAAAAGGAACUAGAUACUGGUUUGAAUCUUACAACAUAUACCAGUACCAGCGGUAAAUCAUCUACGGAUGAUGGAUCAACAUCUCAUAGUAUGGAAAAUCACAAACAAACAAUAAGUGAGCUAGAAGUUGUUCAAGCCGAGUUGGGGCGUAUGAACACGGAGAAUCAACGGUUGAGAGUUAUGAUUACUCAGGUCAAUAACAAUUACAAGAGCUUACAGGUUCAUCUCUUGGAAUUCAUGCAACGCCAGCAAAAUCAACCAUUACAACAACACAAUAAGAUGGUCAUAAAUGGAUCAGCACCAGGAGAGAAGCAGAUAAUGAACAAUAUUGUGCCUAGACAAUUUAUGGAUAUGGGAAGGGCUGCAAAUACCACUCAUCAUGAGAAGAAUGAGCUUGUUUCACACUCUUCAUUGGAUACUGCUAGAUCUAAUAUCGUUUGUUCUGGCUCGCCUCCCAUCGUUGAGUCAAUGAAGCAGUGCAAGAGUACAGUUCAUAGGGGCAGUACUAAAAGAACUUCUGGGGGUGCUGAAGAUAGCUUAGAAGGGCAAGAAUUUACAGCUGGGAGUCCUGGUUGGGUUCCUAAGAAAAUUCUCGAGUUGAGUUCUGGAGACGUCGAUGUAGAUCAUCAGGCUUCUGAAGAAACCAUAUCCAUGAUUAAGAAAGCUCGUGUUUCUGUUCGAGCACGAUCUGAAGCUUCCAUGAUAUCUGAUGGAUGCCAAUGGAGGAAAUAUGGUCAGAAGAUGGCCAAAGGGAACCCUUGCCCUAGAGCUUAUUAUCGUUGUACAAUGGGAACUGGUUGCCCAGUUCGAAAACAGGUACAAAAAUGUGCAGAAGACAAAACCAUACUCAUAACAACAUAUGAAGGGCAACACAACCACCCACUCCCACCUGCUGCAAUGGCCAUGGCAUCCACUACAUCAGCAGCAGCAUCAAUGCUACUUUCUGGCUCAAUGCCCAGUGCUGAUCCUCACCAUGCACUAAUGAACUCACCAUCAAACAAUUUCUUACAGAGAACUCCUAUUCAUUAUCCACAGCUGCCAAAUUGCCCACCAAGCUUUGCAACUCUUUCAGCUUCAGCCCCGUUUCCGACGGUUACACUGGACCUCACUCGCUCUCCAAAUAACCCAUCUGAGACUAAGGCACUGAACCAAUUACCAAAUUUUUCUCAAAACAUGCCCUUGCCACAUGUUUUAGGCAAAGCCUUUUGCAACAACGAAUCAAAACUUUCCCUUUUAGAUGGUUUUCGGGGACUGGAGACUUCUACAAAUCACUCAGUCCUGGCUGACAAAGUGAGUGCAGCAACCGCAGCCAUCACAGCUGAUCCAACUUUCACAGCAGCUCUAGUGGCAGCCAUUACCACUAUCAUGGGGAAUAAUGCGCAUUCAAACAAUAAUACCAACAACAAUAUUACCACACGAAACAGCAUUGAUGAUAAUACAUGAACAUCAAUCAUUUUAUUUCACUUUCUU